GUUUGGGAAGCCUGCGGAGUAUUCCCGGGCUAUGCAUUCCCGGAUAGCUAUACCGGAUGAUAUAAAUAAUGGAGGGCACCCCAGAUUCUCAAUGAUCAUUCCCAGAUCCGUUACUGCGCGCGUUCAGUAGUCAAUACCAAAUUCCAGCUCCAAGGCGCCGGGCCUUUUCUACCUUGUGAUUACCGUCUAUUCUCAAGGGACCAGUACACACCUCCAGAAUGUCGUCAGCUCACAUUGAGGAGAGCGAGUAUUCUCCAAACCAUGAUGUGCGUCGUCUGCGCACACAUGAUAUGGAAAUGGGAGUCACGGAUGCUGUCCAGAGACAUGUGAAAAGACAUGUUAUCACUCCUAGGCCCGUUUCCCAACGGAGACUCGAUUUCGAGCAUGCAAGAUGGCGCUGGCUGAGAGAAAUGGCUGCAGAGGCAAUGGGUGUCUUCUUCUAUGUUUAUCCCGGCAUUGCCUCACAAGCAUCAUUUUUCCUGAAUGGCACGGAGCCAGCUUUCAGUUCUAUAUUCCAAAUAGGCUGGGCUUACGCAAUUGGGAUUGCUUUUGCAAUUAUAGUCUGCGGUUCUACAUCAGGUGGUCACUUCAACCCGGCCAUAACUAUAUGUUUUGCCAUAUGGCAAGGGUUCCCUUGGUCGAAAGUUCCGAGAUACAUAUUCGCUCAAAUUUUUGGAUCUUUCCUGGCUGGCUUGUUCCUUGUUGGCCAGUAUCAUCCACAGUUGACCGCACUUGCAGCGGAGUUCAGGUCGAAGGGAAUGAGCCCAAACUCCUUGGGUGGACCAGGAUCGGUGCUGUGUGCUUUUCCCGCAGCUACUCAGACUAACUAUGGAUAUAUCUUCUUCAUCGAGUUCUUCGUCGACAGUUUCAUCGGCCUCCUCAUCUGGGCUGUUCUCGAUCCAGCAAACCCGUUCAUUUCCCCUCAAACUGCGCCGUUUGUCAUCGGCAUCGCAUACGCCAUUAUGGUAUGGGGAUUUGCGGACGUAACAAUCUCGACCAACUUAGCGCGUGAUCUUGGAACUCGCAUAGUGGCAGCGAUCUUCUAUGGCGGAGACGCGUUCACUCAUUAUGCCCCUAUAGCAAUUUUAGUCAAUGUACCUGCAACAAUCUUUGCUACCGUAGUGUAUGAAAUUAUUCUGCGAGAUAGCUUUGCUAUCAUAGCAAAGGGACAUAACGUGCACGAGGACGGGGAGGAAGGACUCGUGCGCCAUCUUACGAAAGUUGGCACACUGGAGGAGGGAGGGAUUGAAAAGUGAACAAGAGUAGCGAGGAGACUUAUGGAAUUGAUAAGGUGGUGCUCUAUCCAGUGUGAAGUUGAUGAGAUGACUUUAAAUCAGUGCUUUGAUGAGAAGGAUAAAUGGAAGGUUUGAUCCAAGUGUGGUUGUACGCAGCUUUGCGCAGGAUAAACGCUAGACGAAAUCAAAUGCAUUUAGUAAAUCUCUGG
Molecule: messenger RNA, 1444 nt
Organism: Amorphotheca resinae ATCC 22711
Lineage: Eukaryota; Fungi; Ascomycota; Leotiomycetes; Helotiales; Amorphothecaceae
Exons: 5
Coding region: 219-1256 (345 amino acids)
Biological process (GO): glycerol transmembrane transport; water transport
Cellular component (GO): plasma membrane
Molecular function (GO): glycerol channel activity; water channel activity
Source: RefSeq, a predicted model, not a curated record